Messenger RNA from Oppia nitens, 1622 nucleotides. RefSeq names its product protein starmaker-like. The coding region runs from base 148 to 1590 and encodes 480 amino acids. The transcript has 5 exons. NCBI's taxonomy places the organism in Eukaryota, Metazoa, Arthropoda, Arachnida, Sarcoptiformes, Oppiidae. The record is from RefSeq and is a predicted model, not a curated record.
GUUUUUUAUUUUCACAACUAAUGUGACAACACUUGCACAGAGUUUUUGUGUGUUUUUUAAUUAUUUGAGCUAAAGAGCUGAUCCAAUGUUAGUUUGUUAACCAACAAACAAAAGUGCAAUAGUUUUGUUUUAACUGUUAGUUUCAAAAUGUGUUCAUUAAUUAAUUUCAUAGACAAUCAAAACUUAUUAAUCAAAAGUCGCCGAAAAGCCAUCAAAAGUUUGCACCUAUUUUUGGACUCAUUAGAUGAACAAUUGGCCGCCGAUGAUGAUGAUGACGAUACUGAUGGUCAUCAUCAUCGUCAUCAUCAUCAUACUGAUGGUCAGCGACAAGUGAUGUUUCGAGAAACUGAUGAGACAACAAAUGAAGAGAAAAUCAAACCAACAAAAGAGAUCCCAAGACCACUAUCUCAACAAUCAACUGAUUUGAUGUUUGACGACAAAGGCUUAUGGUUAACAUCGGCGGCGAAGAGUGAGUUAAGACGCCAACAGUUGGCUGAAGAGCGACGACAGGAUUACAAAGAAUUUCUGGAAGAGAAAGCCGAAAAGGAAAAGGAAAUAAAACGAUCGAAAAGAAACAUAAAAUUGGAUUUAUCGGUGAAUUACAAUGAAUUGUUGAAUGAGAAGAAAAUCGAUGAACAAAAAUAUCGACAAUUAACGGGAAUGAAUGAUAUGAACUUAGAAGAUGAUGGGAUGAGAAUACAAGUGGACAAACAAGGAUAUUGUGUGCCGCCGAUGAUUGGUUCAGUACCGAUGAGCUGUUCGAACAACAAGUUUGAUCCCGAAUACAUUACACCGAGAAGUCGACUGUUGGCCACACAUUCGUCGCGAUUAAAGGCAAUGAAAUACAGGGAAGAGUUGCGCAAACAGUGCGAAGAAAAUAAGAAACUCAAAGAACAGGAAAAACAACGAAUUCUAGAUGAAGACAAAGAUAUGGAACAGAAAAUCGAUGCCCAAAGACAGAAACUGUUGGCCGAAUUUCAGGCCGAACAGAGGGCUUUUCGAGAUAAACAACAACAAGAACGGGAUUCGAGGCUCAGCGACAACUCGGAUAAACUGCAAUCAUCGAUGUCUCCUUAUCGACGAAUACCAGCGUCGCCACUAUCGAUGAUAAGAAGUCCUACUUAUAUGCAUAUAAAAGAUGGACAUCCGUAUCAUAGAUCUCAGUCACCGAAAAAGCAUUCCAGGAGUAGACAACAACAACAAACGGUGUCCAACAACAACAACAAAUCCAAUGUUUCCCGAUCUUUAGCGUCCGUCAUGUCUAGCACAAGGCGACGACCGGAGACGACAUCGAAACAUAAGUUGACCGCCAAAUCUAUUGGUCAUCAAAAAUUAGACGGCACACCAACAUCUGCUGAAUUAUACAAUGAAUCCGAUGAUGAUUACGAUGAUGAUGACGAAGAAGAGGAAGAAGAAGACGUCGCCGUUUCUCCUGAUAAUCAUAAAUAUGAUAAACAAAACAAAGAUAUUGAAUUUCGUAAAAGAGUUUUGAGUCAAUUGUCAGAAGUUAGACAAAUGAUGGAAAGCGAUCACAUCUUAAUGAUGGAAGACCUGAGAAAACAGCAACAAUUGGAUCAAUAUAUUGAUUGAAUAUAUCAUCAAAUUAUAUAUAUUUUUUAUAU